Molecule: messenger RNA, 2022 nt
Organism: Chiroxiphia lanceolata (lance-tailed manakin)
Lineage: Eukaryota; Metazoa; Chordata; Aves; Passeriformes; Pipridae
Product: sodium-dependent neutral amino acid transporter B(0)AT3-like
Exons: 12
Coding region: 130-1998 (622 amino acids)
Biological process (GO): sodium ion transmembrane transport
Cellular component (GO): plasma membrane
Source: RefSeq, a predicted model, not a curated record
AAAAGAGAGCUCCACCUCUCUUCCAGUAUCCUCCUGUCACCCUACAUAAAACUUGUAGGAGAGGCAGGUUUUGAAGCAUCUUCCCGUUUAUAGGGAAAGGGGCUAAGGAGCCAAGGAUAUUUCACUAAAAUGUCAAAAGAUUUAUCAGCAACACCUGAAAUCCCUAAAGAAGAUGGCAGACCCAAGUGGGACAAUAAGUUCCAGUAUAUUUUAAGCUGUAUCGGAUUUGCUGUUGGUCUGGGGAACGUGUGGCGAUUUCCAUACUUGUGUCAGAUACAUGGAGGCGGGGCUUUCCUGAUCCCAUACUUCAUUGCUCUGUUCUUCGAAGGAAUCCCACUGUUGCAUCUUGAAUUGGCCCUAGGACAGUGCCUGAGGAAAGGCAGCAUUGGUGCCUGGAACACUGUCUCGCCUUAUCUUGGAGGCGUUGGUGUUGGUUCGUGGGUGGUGUCCAUUCUGGUGAGCUUAUACUACAACACUGUUUUAACCUGGGUGAUGUGGUAUCUCAUAAACUCCUUCCAAGAACCUCUUCCUUGGAGUGUUUGUCCUCUAAACGCAAACAGAACAGGGUUCAACAAAGAAUGCUAUGAAAGCUCUGCAGUAAAUUAUUUUUGGUAUAGGAAGACUUUGAACAUAACACCUGAUAUCACUGAGAGUGGCACAUUACAGUGGUGGCUCAUUUUGUGCUUAGCAACUUGCUGGGCAAUUGUCUAUCUCUGCACCAUCCGAGGAAUUGAAACCACAGGAAAGGCAAUUUACGUAACAGCAAUAUUUCCUUACCUGGUCCUGACUAUAUUCCUUAUUCAAGGACUCACUCUACCAGGAGCCACAGAUGGUCUGGCUUACCUCUUCACCCCUAAUCUGAACACUUUGAAAAAUCCCCGUGUAUGGCUUGAUGCAGCUACCCAGAUUUUCUUCUCUCUCUCUUUGGCUUUUGGAGGGCUUAUUGCAUUCUCAAGCUACAAUCUGCCAAAAAACGACUGUGAAAAGGAUGCUGUGACAGUAGCAAUUGUGAACAGCAUGACAUCCCUCUACGCUUCCAUUCCAGUCUUUUCUGUUUUGGGGUUUAAAGCAACCACAGCCUACUGGGACUGCUUGGACAGGAACAUUAUGAGUAUCAUUAAUGAAUUUGAUCUUCCGGAAGAGAGCAUCAUGAGACAAAACUAUACCUCCUGGAUUAGUUUCCUAAAUUCAUCACAUCCAGAAAAAAUUGCUGGACUCAAACUGAAGAACUGUGACCUUCAAGAAUUUCUUGAUCAGAGUGUAUCAGGAACUGGCUUGGCUUUCAUCGUUUUCACUCAAGCUAUCAUUCUCAUGCCAGGCUCCCAGGCCUGGGCCAUCCUGUUUUUCAUAAUGUUGUUCAGUUUGGGCCUUUCUUCGAUGUUUGGAAACAUCGAGGGUGUCUUCACUCCUCUUCUAGAGCUUCAAAUUGUAUCUAAAUCCACACCCAAAGAGUUAUUAUCUGGUAUAAUAUGUCUAAUUAGCUUCCUCAUUGCUCUGUGUUUUACACUGGGUUCAGGGAGUUACUGGAUUGACAUUUUUGACAGAUAUGCAGGCUCAGUGCCUCUUCUAGUCAUUGCUUUCUUUGAAGUAAUUGGAGUUGUGUAUGUCUACAAAAUUAAAAGGUUCAGUAAAGAUGUGAAAUGGAUGACUGGUCGAAAACUCAAUCUCUACUGGCAAAUCACAUGGAGGUUUAUCAGCCCUCUGCUCCUGCUAAUUGUCUUCAUGGCCUUUGUUACUCUUCAGAUGCUGAGGCCGCCAAGUUACUCAGCCUGGAACCCUAAAUAUGAAGGCUUCCCCAUGAAACAGGAGAAAGUUUAUCCACCUUGGGUACAGGCAAUCUGUGUGCUGUUAGCUGCCCUUCCCUGCACAUGUGUACCUCUGGUAGCACUCUUCCAUCUGAUCAAACAGAAGCGCAGAAGCAAGGACACAAGCCUUGUAUCACCAGAAGUAUUUUCAUGUCAGGGGGCUAAUAGCAACUUUCCUUAUCCAAAAGAAUAAAUACCCAUUGUAUUGCUCUGCAAG